Sphaeroforma arctica JP610 is the source of this 963-nucleotide messenger RNA. RefSeq lists its product as hypothetical. The record is from RefSeq and is a predicted model, not a curated record. Gene Ontology annotation, molecular function: DNA binding. Bases 1 to 900 code for a protein of 299 amino acids. The transcript is spliced from 5 exons. Gene Ontology annotation, biological process: DNA-templated transcription. Lineage: Eukaryota; Ichthyosporea; Ichthyophonida.
AUGCUCACAGAUUCAUGUGCAAUACAUAUGUGUGUAGCUACGUGCACUGACCUGAAUACGCUAUCAUCCCUACCCAAGGCUGUCGAUGACCUCGAAGAAGGGGCGGAGAACAAGCGCAGUAAAACCACACAUGACGGAAUAAGCGGGAGCCUCACAGUGUCAUCGUUUGGCCUAGUGGAGGAAGGCGAAGACGUUGUGCUGUGGCGAUUGAAUGAGAAACAUUUUCAUAUGCACAUGCGCAACACGGCAAUACUGGACUUAAUCACUAAGCAAACAGGGGAUGCCAGUGCCCAAGCGUGUGUCAAGUCUUUAUUAGAGAUGUCGGUGCUUAACGAACAAUCGGUUAACGAGCACACGGGGGUGGUCACGACUCAGGCUGUAGGUGCUUACCAGGUGUACAAGUACAUGGUAACACGCAACAUGCUCCCUGAAAUGGGUGAGGCUAAGUUAAAUGCCAAGAACACAGUGCAGAUCUUCGAAGCUCUCGUAGUGCUGACUGACGGAGCCAUUGAAACGGCCGAUGCAGCCACUACAGGCGCAGGACAGUUUGUUAUAAUGCGUGACUUGGGCAUUGCUCGCGUGUGCGAAUACAUCGCCAUACUAACCGUUUGCUCCCUACUAAUCAUACUCAUCUGUUGCGUACCGUUCACAUACGUCGUCUUCCUCGUUAAUUGUCCACACCCACAGAUUGUGCGUGACCUGGGCAGUGCGUUUGUGUCUGAGCACGGGGCGCUGCACACGAUUCUGCUGGACGACCCAGAGACAUGGGAUGAUGAAGAAGAGGUGCUCAAUGCCAAGGAGAAGGACGUCAUUGCUAAGCUGCAGACAUCGCUCAACCGCAUCACCGCCAGUAUACUGCUGAUAGACCAGAGCUUGUUGGUUAUGGAUGGCUUCGAAUAAACCGCGAUGCAUUGCUGAAGGGUUUGAACUUGGUUUACGAGGGGGGGUUUUUUAGCUGCAGCG